Molecule: messenger RNA, 1627 nt
Organism: Hypoxylon trugodes
Lineage: Eukaryota; Fungi; Ascomycota; Sordariomycetes; Xylariales; Hypoxylaceae
Product: NAD(P)-binding protein
Exons: 2
Coding region: 280-1338 (352 amino acids)
Source: RefSeq, a predicted model, not a curated record
UCGACCCGGCCAUCUUAACCAAGAGCUUUAGUCUCUGAAGUGCCAUUAGCGUGGCUUUCGGUCAUGCUAUCUUAGCCUUGUGGACUUCGUCGGCCGGCAAUGGCACGAGACCGGGGUCCUUGUAGUCUCGGUCUCGGUGCACAUCCGUGUCCGCAGUGGCCUGGCCUCGCGGUUGCCCGGACUUCCUCAUUUAUAUCAAUCCUCGUAUAAAAUUCAGAUGUAUCGUUAUAAAUCGGAUGAAAAUGGAGAAUUAAAUGGCAUUUUAGAAUUGAAGUCGAUAUGGAAAUCGCAACAACCACUUCCCCUAGGAAUACUGUCUUCGUCACCGGCGCGACUGGGUAUAUUGGCGGGGCCGUCUGUCGUGUAUUCGCCCGCGCUGGUUGGCGUGUUUUCGGCUUAGUCCGAAACCCUGAAGCAAUCGACGACUUAAUCGCUGACGAAGUUAUCCCUAUCGUCGGAUCUAUAUCUAAAGAGCCAAAUUUCCUCAAUGAGUUAUACAAGCAUACUCAAACAUUCGAUGUUAUCAUAUCCUGUACCGAGGCGGUACCUUUCUGUCAUCAUUACGAAGGAAUUUCAACUGUUCUUGAGUUAUUGAGCAAGACUUCAAAUGAAAAGGGGGUAAAGCCCCUCGUUCUCAUGACUUCUAGUUGCAAGGACUAUGGCACGACGUCUCUCCACGGCGCCCCGGACCUAGUGCCACAUACCGAAACUACGCCCCUAGGCCCCCCAGGCUUCCUACACGAACGUACCUUCACCUCGCUCAAGGCGCUUGAGCACAGCGAUCUCUUCGAUGCUGCCAUCCUCCGACCGACGCCCCUCUUCGGUUACGGAAGUAGCUAUUGCGGCCUCAUGUUCGAAGUCGCCGCAGCCUCGAUCUCCAGCGAUGCUAAGCCAUCACUUGAUAUCCCCGCCGACUUCAGCACCAUUUUGCACUCGUGUCAUAUUGACGACUGCGCGGCGGCAUACCUAGCCCUUGCGACGCAUGCAGAGAAGGACCGCGUGUCUGUCGCAGGUGAAUGCUUUAACAUCUCAGGCCGGAGAUACGAGACCCUAGGUGAAGUAGCCGGGUCUCUGGCGCGUGAAUAUGGGUUCGUUGGUGGUGCGCGAGAAGUGCCUCCCGGGACCGUCCCCGUCGCGAGAGCCGCACUGUUUGGGUUUAGUCAGUGGGUGGAUAGCUCCAAGAUACGGGAGCUAACGGGAUGGAGCGAUAAGAGGGCUCUAUUGUCGGAAGACUUAAGCAUAUAUCGGGGCGCGUAUGAGGUUGCUGUUGCGAAGGCGGAUGAGGGCGUUAGGAGGGUUAGGCAGAGGGCUAUCAAGGUGUGGGGGGAGUUGGUUUAAGGUGCUUGGAAUCUUUGACGAGGACAAGUGAGGCGAUACUAGUCUCCUGGUUUGAUUGGUAUUAUACGUGUUGUAUUAGUGCUCCAAGUCCGACUUUUAUAUUGCUAGAAGGGUGUACGGGUGACCAACGCCAUUAUGAAAGCAUGCGCACGUAUGGUGAGGGUUAGGGUUGGGGUUAGCAUGAGGGGUUACCCCUUGACUCUUUCACCGCGCCCGUUUCCUUUCUCAUUAAUACACCUACAAAUACUGCUUACCUGAGAGCUCAAUAACUAGGUAGGUAAAAAGGUAU